Plasmodium knowlesi strain H is the source of this 13590-nucleotide messenger RNA. RefSeq names its product conserved Plasmodium protein, unknown function. NCBI's taxonomy places the organism in Eukaryota, Apicomplexa, Aconoidasida, Haemosporida, Plasmodiidae. The record is from RefSeq and is a predicted model, not a curated record. The coding region runs from base 1 to 13590 and encodes 4529 amino acids. The transcript is spliced from 4 exons.
AUGGAGAAUCUCAAGUGCGUGAUCUGCGGGUCGACGAGCUUCCGAGUAGAGGAGGCCCAGGUAGUGUGCAACGAAUGCAACUAUGUGAACGAAAUUCAACAAGAACAGUUCGAAGAUGAAUAUGCAGAACAAGAAAUAGAUGAGCAUGUAAAUAAAGCGUACCUUGAGAAAGAUUUUUACGAAGUUCUGAAAAAGCUUUACAAAAAUGAUAAAAUAAUAAGCAGGAUUAAAAAUUACGUGUUCAAAGAAAAUGAUGAAUUUUUUGUAAAGUACCAGAAAGUGUUACUCAACUUUAUGUACGUCUUUAUCACGGAGCAUCAUUUGCCUCUUCUCCUAUACGAUGAAGUAAAGAAAAUAUGGUUCUACCUAUUAAAGGUAAAUAUAAUGAAUUCAAAUGUAUACAUCCCAAUGGGGGAUGCGAAGGAUUCAGUCAAAUCCGUCUUCGAAGUUAUUCGGGCACAGAAGCUGGAAGAUAUAGCUGGACACAUUUUAAAAAAUGAGAACAUCAUUAAAGGGAUUAAAAAUGUAAUUAAAAAAAUGGGACUCAGUAAGUUAUCCUACUUUUUCAUCAUACAAAAAAAAAUUAUGAACGAUAUUGGAAAAUCACUGGAAUUCCUCCCCAGAAAAAGUGAAGUAUCUAAAAGAUCCGAUGUCAAACUGUUAAAAAUAUACAAACAGACUGCCCUUUUAGAUAGCGAAAAAAACAACAAGGAAAACUUUCUAAAAAUUAAUGAAAUCAUUCAUAAUAUUCGCAAGUCCAAAUUGACCAAGGAGGAGGAAGAACUUGACCAAGAUGGUCAUAAUCAUUUUGUCAUUUCAAAUGUUUUCACUACCCAAGGAGGAAGUGGAAAUCCACCGGGAUAUGUUCCUCACGGGAAGACGCAGGGAGAAGGCAUCCUUCCUGAUCACCAGCUGAUGGAGGCACCACCCAGGCCUAACAAUUUUGGCAACAAUUUCGAAGAUUUUGAUGUCCAGGAAAUGGGUGAUGGGGAUGGAAUGUUCAACUUGGCGAACUUUCCAGAUUUGGACCAGACGGAUCAACUUGCCCACGUGGACCGUACAAAUCAGGUAGACCAUGCAAAUCAGGUGGGCCAAGCAAAUCAGGUGGACCAUGCAAAUCAGGUGGACCAUCUAAAUGAAGUUAACCAAUUCGGUCAAUUUGACCAGUUUGGCCAGUUUGACCAGUUUGACCAGCUUGACCAGCUUGACCAGUUUGACCAGCUUGACCAGCUUGACCAGCUUGACCAGGUAGCAGAUCACAUUGGCAAGGAAAAAACUCCAAACAGGGCGACUAUCCCUGAAGACACACAGACCCCAAAAGAUGUGGAGAAUUUCAUCCAAGAAGAAAAUUACGCGCAAGGAGAACGAGUGUACCAUUUCUGCUCCUCCUUCAUAAUCAACCAGUUACUUAAACAUAAAAAACUAUUCAGACCAAUCGACCCCAAUGUAUCGACAAAUUAUAUGAACAGAUCCAUUAACCAUACAAAUGUUAUCGACUUAUUCUACCAACAUGAUUUUCUAUAUUACUUCCACGAAGAGUUAAGGAAAAAAUGCGACAUUGAAUUUUUGUCCUUCUACGAUAUAAUACAAGUGUUCAAAGGAGAAUACGAUUAUAUGUUGCCCCCUUCUUUGGGCCUGACCACAGGUCCAUAUAUCCCCACCAGUGAAAAGGAAACGAGUGAAAGUAAUUCCCCCACACAAGAGGAUAUUUUAACCCAGCAGAGCAACGACCCUCAGGAGUUUCAUCUCCAGGAAAGCAGUCCCUUCGACGAGGCUACCCAAGUGAAGGAUAAGUCAGCUGAUAGCUUUGAUUUAGAAAUGAGCGAGGUGCCAUUUUUCGAGGAGAUUAAAAUGGAGCAAUCAUCCAUGGGUGCUCCUUUAAGCAGUGGCCUACUCAAAAAAGCGGCACUACCCAGUGGCGAUGAGCAUUCCUCUGUUGUUGAAUCCCUGAGGGAUAAUAUAAGUCUAGGAGGAGAGUUCUCCGAAUUCAUUGGUCCCAAGGGGGAACCAGGAUACCAAGUGCAGCUCGAUCAAGUGGAGCCCAGCCAACUGGAAGGGCUAUAUGAAGAAGGCUUCGGAGUGGAAGACGAACAGAAUGCCCUUGUCGAAAUGCUAAAAACUGAUCAACUGGAGAAAGAAAGCGCAGCCUAUAAAAAGAACAAACGUUCCGCUGAGGAUGUAGAAAAGGUUUUGAAAAAUUAUCAAAGGUACGUUGAAUUGAGGAAAACGAUCGGGAAGGGUGUCCUGCAGAACAAACACGCCGUGAGGAUUGAAACUCUGUCGGAUGAUGAGAAGUUGAAGAAAAAAAAUGCGCAGAAAAAAAGGGGCGCUCAAGAGGGUAAAAAUACACUGAGCAGACAAGAUCAAAGGGAAAAUGAUACAGAUCUGCUCAGUCAGACAUCUCCUCUCAUAAACCAAAUAAACGACUUUAUCCCAGAGUAUGACGUGAACGAUGUAUAUCCUUCGCGUACAGGUGUACCCUCCCCCGGUGGAGGCAAGGAAGGUUUUGCUUUCCUUCAAGCGGAGACAGUAGUAGAGGCACCACCAAUGGACGAAGGGGCAACGACAGACAAGGCAAUCAAGGGCCAAGGUACAAAUGUAGGAGGUACUAGCGUCGGAAGCACAAGCGGUCCACCCAAUGCCUCAGUCGUCACGAGCAUACGAACGGUAUACAAAAAACUGGAAUACAUAAAUAACAUAAAACGGGAAAAAAGCAUAACGAUAGAAAAGCACUAUUACGAUAAUGGGCUAAAAAAGGCAGAAAAGAAUUACAGUAAAAUUGAAAUUUUCGUCAAGGGGUCCAUAUUAAGACAGAUGGAGAAUGAAAAUUUGAAAUCAGAAAAUCAAGAAAUGCUAUAUAUUCCCGAUAGAUACCUCAUCGAUUCGUACAUUUUUGAUGGACUAUACGAAAAGUUUCUGUACAUUUCCAACCUAAGUAAAUUUAGAACCAUGACGAUAAAACAUGUUUAUAGCGAAUAUGUUAAUUUUUUUUUAAAAGAUUACAGGCAAUAUUUGAUAGAUGAUGAGACUUACAAAUUUUCGUACAAUUUCUCCUUCGACUUACUCUUCUAUCUGUUAUACUACUCCAUGAGGAGGUUACAGAUUCAUUGCCUUCCUCAUAAUAUGACUAACUACAUUAACUUGGACAACUUUAACCUGUACAAAAUUUUUAACAACGUUCCAGAACUGUUACAAAAAAUAUACAAGGAUGAAUCUUCUAUUUAUUCUUUCCCCUUGAAGAACACAAAUUUUUCAGAAAUAAAGAAAUCUUUCUUUUUAAGAAAUCUGAAAACUGGCGUACCUUUUCUAUGCAUGCACAAUUAUGAACACACGAAUAAACAUUUCACACCUGAAGAGCAAAACGAAAUUAAGGCGAACCAAGGAAAAAAAAAAAAAACACACCCUCAUAAUAUUACCUACUUUAAAAAUAUCAAGCAUCUAAAAAAAAUCAACAGCAUUAUUACCUACUUUACUAAAUCAAAGUGGGUAAAUGAAAUACCACUUUUUAAUUCUACUUUGAUUAUAGAUUUGUACAACCAAAUUAAUGACUUGGUCUUUAAAUUUCAGUUGCCAAAUUUUGUGCAAAUCUAUUCUAUGAAGCUUCUUCACAUGAAUAUUUUCAAGUACAGGUUUUAUAAGUUCCUUUUUAAUGUAUACAGCAAUCAAUAUGACGAUAUGCAUUCAGAAUUAAAUAAUUUUUACUCCUUCAAACAUAUCCUUAAGGAUUUCAGUGAAUUCUAUUCGGGGAAAAGCGCGCCUAUCUUUUCUAAGAAAGAAGUUAACAGAUACAUUCUCUACUUAAUGAAGAAGGAAAUUUAUUUUAAAAAAAAAAUUUUACGAAAAAAAAAAUAUAUUCAUCGGAACACUGGACAAGUCAAUUAUAACGUUUACAAUAAAUUAAACUACUUCUAUCGUCAGAAAUUUAUCUGUACCUUUUUUAUUACCUUCAAGUCUCCCAUUUCUGUGGAGAAGAAAAGGUUUUAUAGCAUGGCGGCUGCUUGUGUUCUCACUGCCUGCAAGUUCUACUACCCCAUGUUAAGUUGCGACUUCUUCAGUUUUCAAAACAUGUUCGUUCCAGACAAGUUUGAGAGUUUCCACCGCGCCAACCAUUACCACUGCCAUAUGCCACAGGCGGUGCAUUUUUACAAUGGUGGUAAUCUCCAAGGGGGUUCUCACGCGGGGGGAAAGCAACGAACUAAGCAAGGUACCAAGCAUGGAACUACGAAACGAACUAAGCAAGGAUCUAAGCAAGGAUCUAAGCAACGAACUAAGCAACGAACCAAGCGGGAUGAUCAAGCCGAUCAAGACGCGUCUAUAGGGGAACACCCCGUGGGUAGUACCCUCCACAGACAAAUCAAAGCUUCACUCAGAAGGGAUAAGCACAAAACGGGUAAGGAAGAGGAGCCAAUAAGUCUAGGAAGUCGCCACCAUGGAAAAAAACGGAAGUUAUCCGAAUCGUCUGGACAAUUGGAUUUUCCGAAAGGGGGGCCAAGGGCCAAGAGGACAAAACAUGGUGGGAGCAACGGGGAUGAAGUUCUCCCACUCGAUGAUGGAAGCUUAAUGGGUGAAAGUUUAAGGAAAGGCUCCAGGGAAGGGAGCCACACCGAUCACGCCUAUGACCACUACAGUGAAAUCUUUACCGACGAGUCUGACACAUCUGACACAACGGACACAUCUGACGAGGUGUUCUCCUUUCGCCCCAACGAUGGAGAGCAAAAUGGUCAUGGAGAGAAGGAACUGGAACAUUUUUUCGCUCAGGAAUAUUCUACGGAUGGUAGCGACUGUGACAGUAAUAAUGCCCACAAGCGUGGAAGUGCCUAUGGUAAAUAUUAUAGAGAGAUAAUAUUUGAGGAGGCAUCUGUAGGGAAGAAGCCCACCCAGAGAGGAAGGAAAAGUAAAAGGAAAACAAACCCCCCAGUGCCUAUUAGGAGAAUACACUUUAAAUCGUCCAUCCAGAAAAGGAAUUUUUAUUUUGUCCCCAUACCAAGCAUUAUGAAAUUGUUUUUUAAUUACAGAAGGUUUAACUCUCGUGAUACAAGCGUGUACUCUCUCCCGGACAUGAAUCUUGGUGCUUCAUGUAGUUCCUCCGACGAGAUGGACGAUGAAGAACAGUACAUUUCUCACGUAGCUCUAGAAGGUAACCCCUCCUCUACCGUUACACGCAAGGACAACAAAAAAAAUGUGAAGAAGACGAUUAUUAACAAGCAAGGAAGUGUGAAUCAUAAAGAAACAUAUUUGAAUCUCAAUAAACAACGCAUGAUACUCAUUAAUAUUAGUAAUCAAGAAAGCUAUUCAGGUUCUGGUAAGAAAAGAAGUAGAUAUGAAAAGAAGCCAGUUGCUAUUUCAGAAACUUUGGUUGUAUAUCAGAACCCAUAUUGUUGCAAGGAGUUCUUAGAUCCUCCCCCUAAGAAUCUAUCUCCCCUUGAAAGAAAGUUCCAUAAAAUGAAAGAGAGAUUGUUCCAAUCGCUAUGCCUAAGCAGAAGCCCUCAACAUUUAGCGAAUUUUAAUUUCGACUUGAAAAAGUUACUUUUUUAUAGCGCAAUUCGUAGCGUGAUGGACGAAUGUAAAUUACCCCCUCGCGAGGCACAACCAUGCAAUGAACUCCGUGAAGAUGCAUCCGAAUGGUUUGUUCUUCUCAAAAUGUUAUCAUGUUGGCGAAGGAAAGGUACAUGUGAGAAGUUCCAUAUGGGGAAUAACUCCUCCGGGAUCUUCAACUCAAAUGUGGAUGGGGAUACAGCUAAGGGGGGAGGGAAGGACAGAAGUGGUGAGUCACCCAUGGGAAAUGGUAGUGAUAUCGAUAGUCGAAACAAUAGCACACUUGGUAACCACCCCGGCGGGAACGGGACUGAGAAGGAGAAAGACCAAUUUGUAAACUUCAACGGAGAAACGAUAGAGCAGUUCAAGGCGAAUAGCCUUACGCGAAGGGAAAAAAAUCUGUAUCGCGCACUGAAAAAACAGAGCAAAGAUAUCAAUGGAGAGGAUGCAAAGGAGAUUGCAGAUGACAAAUCACAAAUAAUUAAGCAAAGACAUUUAAUACAUUCAAAGAAAUAUGAAUUUCUUUUCUUCCGCUACGCCAUGUUAGAGUACCACAGCAUGUUGAAGUGUUUGCGGGAAUGCCAAUUCAUGGUGGACACUCUAAACGUACUUAUCAUCAAAACAUGGAACAUAUACGACACUCUCUUUUUAUAUUAUCAGAUAAAACAUACCAUAAAGGAAUUUCUCAAAUGCUUCACUCAAGUUACAAAUAUGCUCCAUUAUUUUCUCCUCAUGAUGAAACAUAAAGAAUAUAUACAUGCAAAACAGUUUAAUUGUUUUUUCAGAAACAAAUAUACAAAAAGAAAGAAUAAAUUUUCGCACAAUUUUAAGGGAUUAUUUUUCGUCUUUGAGCUCUACAGUGUCCUGUACAGAACGAAAUUUAAAAUUCCUUCAUAUUUCAAAUACUGUCCAGGUGCAUUAUUUAUUAACAAUACUUCUCUUAUAUAUUAUAAGAAGGAACCAUACAGAGGAGAUAUCGGUAAAAGACAGGAAACCUUUGCUCAUUUAUAUAACAUAUUUUUGGGGGGUUAUUGUGAAUAUCUGAACAAUCUGAUUUAUAAUGUCUUCAACCUGAAUGUGGUUAAAGAGACGAUGAAGAAGAAAAUGAAAAAUGCACUAAAUACCAUACAUGGUAUUAUUAGGAAUACCUACAUGGAUGAUGAUUAUAUCCAUUCCUAUGUUUUCCCUCUCACACGCAAAAAUCUAUUCCACAUAAUCGUUAGAAAUGUGAAAUUUUUUAGUCUCAGCUUUGAGGGAACCCUAAACCUCGUCAGGGGAAAAUAUGCCACUUGCCUCGAUCAAUACUUCGAACCGAUUGAGAGGUGCGGCUUGUCUAGCUUGGUCGAUGUCGUGACUGUGUUGUCCGUAUAUCCCUCAUGUGGAGGAGCCAAGAAAGGUGGAAGUUACCCUAUUAUUGGCUCACCCAAACGGAGCAGAAACACACACCGUGUUCUAUCCAAGUAUCUAACUCUAAUUCUAAAUAUGCAGAAGAAAAAAAUGUCAAUACCCUACCUCUUCUGUGAUAACAGCUCUCCGUGGAACAGGACAGAAGAAAGUGGCGUCUACUUCCUCCACCAUGACGGAUCAGACGUUAUAAACGAAUGGAUCCAUUUCUUGAUGAGUAAAAAUUACAAUGUUCUAAAUAACACACAUCUCAUCGACAUUUUAAAGUAUAAAGCGAUUGCGGAUGUGCAAGGGCAAGCGUGUAAUCAGCUGGGACGAUCGGAGGAUAACGAUGCGAUGUACAACUUUUUCCAAAGCACCUGCUAUAACAUAGAACCCGACAUAGGAUUUCACCAUAUGGUUAAACUUUUUAAAUAUUUUAAAAAAGUUAGAAGAAUUAUCCCCCGUCCCCGAGAUGUAUUUCUCCUCUACUACCUAAGUUACUGCACCAACUUGUUCAAAAGGAACCUUUUAUCACGCAGCGAACUAUACAUCAAUAAUUCUUUAGCAAGACGGAUACUCUAUUCAUUCCUACCCAAUCUCUUCAGAUGGAAUCAAAAAUCGAAUAAAAAUUCUCUUCUCAUGAAAAAUAAAAUAAUAAAUUAUGUGCAACUGUUUAGAUUUAUCCUACGUGGAAAGAGGAACAUAUUUUUGGCAUCCGAGGAAGGGAUGUUCGUCUCCUUCUGUGACCUCAGUAGUAGGUGUAUCCAUUUUGGUGAAAAAAAAAAAAAAAUUUUGGAAAAUUAUCCUUCCUCAGAUGGAGGAAAAACGAAUGCAACCUCCAUUUCUUGGGAUAAGCAAUUUCAAUCCACAUUAUCCCCUUGGAGGAACAGAAAACAUGAAUGUUCAAAAUAUAUGAAAUGGAUAAACUUGGUGGAUCUUUCGAAAAUUUACGAAAAAUUUGCCAGAAAUUUGCAGUGCCCCUUUUGGGGUACAAAUGAGCUUCUUCUCAAUAGAAUUAUUUUUUUCAAUCUAACAAAUGAAAUAGUAAUUAGUGAAUUAUGGCAGGAGGGUAGGCAGCCUCCAGAGAUGGAGGAUAUCUGCCACCCUAGUGGAGAGAAGCCUUCCAGAGUACACAAGAGAAAGGGGAGUAGACCUCAGAUGAGACAAACUUCCUCCAUGACAACCCCCCUGCAGAAGAUCGCCUAUUCCAUCGUUCUGGACAAUUUCAUCAACAAUAAUAAACAACUCAUUCUUAUCAGAAAUGCCAAUCGUCUUCGCAACAAAUUGGAGCUGAAUAUGGAAAAGGAAUUUUACAAAAUGAGAUAUAGUAUCAAAACCACCACGAAGAAUGCUGCAAAUGCCAGUAGCAGUGUCAGUGUCUGUUCUUCGAUCCCCUUCGCAUCACUGUUUCCACCAGAAAUCAAAAAAGAAACGAGAGGAAGAAAAAAGGUAACAGACUCCUCUGCAAAACCUCCGAAGAUAGUAAAAUACAGCGCACCAACAAAGUUCAUGAAAAGGUGCAGUGUGUUAACAUCUAUGGUCUAUGAAAUAGAUUCAAAAAUAAAAAAUUGUCCCUGUAGCAUCCUAGGUAAAGAAGAUCCAAUUAAAUCAUUAGUUACCUUUGAAGAACCAUUUUUGCUUAAGGAACCAAGAGUAGCAGAAGCGAUAGACUUCAUCAACAUGAUUAAUUGUAAAUUAUGCACAAAGAUGAAAUCCCUUUUUAGUACUGUUCCUUUAGAUGGACACCUUAUUAGCUACCUAGAAAAGCGAUGCGCUCAUAUUUUCUCCAAGGAGAACCUAAAAGAGGAGAUUUUCUACUUCGCUCAGGAAAUUUUUGCCAAACUCAAAAUGAAUGAUUCAAAUGGAGACACGAUCACAGGGGGGCAUCUACAAAGGAGAGGAAAGCACUCCACGGAAAGGAACAUGAAAGAAGGAAACCCCGAUGGAAACGAUCCAAGUGACACCCCAACAGAGGAAGAUGAAUUUCUUUACCUCUCAACAGAUGUAGACUCCUACAAAACCGAUUCCAUGUAUCCUCUCCAAAUGAAAAAGAAUCAAACAUAUCGUGAUCUUAAAAAAUAUUUUAGAAAAAAUCAAAUGCAACUAAACAUUGCCAUAGAAAAGAAUGAGUUUUGUGAGUUGAACAAAUUCGGAUACUUUUUCAAGGAAUCCGAAUAUAAUCGCCGUGAUGCCACCAUUAUACACGAAUGUUACAGAAUAUUUGCAAACGUUCUUAAUAAGAUGAGUACCUGUUUGAACAACUUGGAUGAGGGGGGUGUCUGGGGGGUACCCAUUUACAGGCGCCUAUUCGAAUGGUAUAGCAACCUCAACAUGUACGACCCCUUCUUGCUUAUUCAUAAUAGACCAAACGAUUAUAAUGCGGGCCUAAUGGGGGGUUCUACUAGGGUUACUGUUCCCUUUCCUACGGGGGGAGAACCCCCAAGCAAAGUUAAGGGUAGCACAAAUGCGCAUCUCUCCAAUGUCGUGAUGAGAAAAAAGAUGCGAAAAUGCUCAGGCAAGUUUACAAAACGAUUACAUGCAAAACCCCACAUCUGCAUCUACAACGACAACAUCUUCUUCAAGGCAAACGACGCUUCCCUAAAAGCGGAGGUCGACAAAAGUGAUAAGUAUGAUAAUUCUAUGAUAAAUUACAGCCUGAACAAAAAUUCCCAUUUUGAAUUUCGACCCCAUGUAAACAGCUUCACACUGAGAUUAAAAAAUGAUUACAUAAAAAAAAAAAAUAAAACGAUAUAUGAUCAUGUGAAGAAGAAACAAAUACAUAAGAUCAGAUACGUGCAGAAUGUUGUUCGCACGCAGAAAUACACUUACUUCUUUUUUUCGUGUCUAGCCUAUCCAAUCAGUCAUGUUCCCAGAAUCAUGUACCUUUUCUCCAUAAGGUAUUUCCCUUCCCUAUUUGUAAAAGUAGCGAAUUAUUUGAACUACUUCAAGGUAGACCAACACUUGCUGCAAUUCCUAUCUACCUUCGCUGUCAGUACAAUUGAGCAGAUCUUCAAAAAUAUAAAGAAAAGAAAAAAUGCAGAAAAUAUUUUCCAUUUCAUACGUUUUAGAGGAUUCUACGUCAAUCCAUUUUCCUUGCUAGGUAGUAUAUACUACUCAAAGGAUAUUCAACUACUGUGCUCCAAAUUUAAACUCUCCUUAUGCAGUUACUUUAACACACUUCAUACUGUUUUGUCUGUGGAGGGUAUGAAGAAAGAGAGCAGGGUUAUUAUCCAGGAGCGGGAUAAACUGGGUUUGGAAGAUCCAAGUGAAACCGGGGGAGAGCAUACACAGCAACAGAUUCGCCGACACGAAACGAAUAUCAGCCAGGAUAGAACUCAGACUGAUGAGAACCUGUCACAGAUAGACCCAGAUUUGUUUGGAGAAAUCGAAAGCGUGUUCGACGUCCCGGGGAAGGAGUCAAGCGAAGUGACCCCCCCAGAGGAGGAGGACAACAAAAGCGAAGUGACUGUUUCAAAUACAAGAAGAAGAAAAGGAAAAAAGAAAAAAAAAGAAAAGUACAAUGAUUCGCACAAUUCCAUGAUGGAGAGUUACACCGGAAUGAACGUCAAAUUUUCAGACGACGAGAAGAACAAUAUCGAUGAUGAUAAAAUAAAUAAAUUUUUUGAAAAAAUCAACCGUAGGUGCAGUACCUCCUUUUCCAAGCAGAGUCGUGAAAUACGAAAUAUCUCCCUUCUGGAGGAUACAAUACGAAGCGGGCGCAACCCAAAGGAGGGAUUAAAAAAAAUGCUCUUUACAAGUGGAAUGAAUAAACUUUUUUCUAGAGAAAACAUCAUUGAAGAAGAUGAGGAUAAUGAGGACGAGAUUUUCCUGCAACGCGUUCGAAAUUUUAACCCCUUGUCCAUCACACACAAUGUCCUUGCGAUUCAACCAUCCGAACGGAGAUCAAAGAAACCAAAGCAAGGGGAAAAACAGUCACUUGUGAGGAGUAAAUUAGAAAGUAAAGCAGCACCUUUGUCCAAACGUUUAUCUAACCCUUCGGAAAAUCGCUCCUACAGGGGUCAACUUGUGCACACCGAAAAGGGGAAUCAUUCCAGUUUGCAAUAUUACCUGUUUAGGGAUGAUGAAACGAAUCUACUUUCAGUUAUUGAGAAGGAGAAAAGGGCUUCUCAGGAAGUAGGAGGGUCUAGGCGCUCCAGACCAAGGAAGAACUCACAGAUAAGGGAAAUGACUGAAGUCGCUGAAAUGCCGGAAGGUGCAGACGGCACGUUGAUACAGAACGACAAGGAUGUAAAUGACGACUGCGUCAGUAAGAAACACCUUGAAAUGUAUGAUCUGUGCGUGGAUCAAGUUGAGCGGGACAGCCAGAGUAACCUGUAUGGAGGUUCGCACGUGGCGAGCAGUAGCACCAGUCGCAACAUGAGUGUCGUGGGGAGUCACUGUGCAAGUUGGAACGGAAGCAGAAAUGCGAGUAUGAAUUACAUGAGCGUGGGGGGUAGCAGGGGUGGACGCAAGAUGGCAAGGAAGGUUGGACGGAAGGUAGGUAUCGACAAGAUUGGCAAACAUCGCGGCAACGAGGGUGAUAGUCACUUCAAACGUGGCAGACCAUCCAAAUGUGACAAACCAUCCAAACAAGACAGACCGUCCAAAUGUAGAAGGCAUUCGAAGAAAGUAAAGCGCAUAUAUGACAAGUGCCAGCGUGAAUACCUGGACACGGAAAUUGCCCAACCCUUCUCAACACCCUCAGAAACAAUCAACCUGUACAACAUUAUUUUAAAUUCUCUGAAUAAUGAGAUCCUCCUGAAGAAUGACUCUAUCACUUACGGGAAGUACAUAAAGAAAACACCCUUGGAAUUUAACUACAUCGUGUACAGAGAAUUUUCCACACACACAAACUACUAUUCGGAGACUUACGACAAAAGUGCUCUAAACGAAUUCGUCGACAUUCUUUAUACCGACAAGUUUAGGGAUUAUUAUUUGGAAGGUACAGAGGCGGCGAAGGCAGGAGGGAAAGAACUAGAUGUGUUCGAACAGGGAGAAGAUGCAGGUAUGCUGUGGGAAGGAGAAGAAGUAAAUGUUUUGGAACAGGGAGAAAAUGCAGGUAUGCUGUGGGAAGGAGAAGAAGUAAAUGUUCUGGAACAAGGAGAAAAUGCAGGUAUGCUGUGGGAAGGAGAAGAAGUAAAUGUUCUGGAACAAGGAGAAAAUGCAGGUAUGCUGUGGGAAGGAGAAGAAGUAAAUGCGCUGGAACAAGGAGAAAAUGCAGGUAUGCUGUGGGAAGGAGAAGAAGUAAAUGCGCUGGAACAGGGGGGAGAUUCGGCUAGGCUCGAUUUCGGUGGAGAUGACGCCCCCGAUACAUAUAAGGAGGGGAGUGAAAACAAAUCGCAGUCGGACGAAUUCUUUUGUCUGAAUGAUGAUCUACUUUUGGCUGGUGAGGGAGAUGAUCCCUUGCGUGAAGAACUGGAUGGAAGCGAAGGCGCCCACCAAGGUAAUCCGCAAGGUGAUCUGCAAGGUGAACACUAUGACGACGACCAGCAUGACGACCAGCAUGACGACCAGCAUGACGACCAGCAUGAUGACCAGCAUGACGACCAGCAUGAUGACCUGCAAGGCGAUGAGGAGCACGACAGGGAAAGUGCCCCCCAGGAAGAAGAUAACAUAAGGAGCAUGAUGAACCAAUUUUGGGAGGACGACAAUCUCCUGGAAAAUAUACAAAUAGAACAAAAGGAAAUGCUACGCAUACAAGAGGCAAAUGUCCCAGACAUUAUUGACCAUGACGAAAGUACCACAUCUCAGUUCUCCGACUGUUAUGAAAGCAGUGCAGACAGUGAAGCAGAAUCUGUGAACCAAAAUUCAUACACGGUUUGCUCAUUCUACCUGCACAAACCGGUGUAUAUUAUCGAUGAGCAGACUGAGAUUAGCCAACUGGAAAGGGAGAUGCAUAAAAAAGACGAAAUAAAAAAUGACAGUUCUUCAGGCCCUGCAGUUUCCCAAACCAUGCAUAACUUAUUUUUCCCACUCAAGAAAGAUGAACUUUCAAAGUACAUAACGAAAAAUGACAGAAAGUUUAAAAAAAUUUAUAAAAAAUUGAUAAAAAAAAUGCAAUACGAUCAAAAUAUUAAACGGACAUCUUACGCAAUUUAUGAUAAGACAAAUAACUUCCUCAUGUAUGAUUAUAAAUGCUCCAUGUAUAAAAAUAUUUUUGGAAAAUUUACAAGAAAAUAUGUACGAAAAAAUAAAUAUAUUAAUAGGAAGGGAAUUUUUGACGGGAAUAAUUUUAUCGUGAAUACCAUCUGCAAUGAUAUUUAUCCCUACGAUCUGGAAGUGAGAAAGGUUGUGCAAAUUUAUAAGAGAAAUAAGUUGUUCAUAAAAAAUGUAAAACAAAGAUACAUUUCGAGGAGGUAUAGACAUUCCUUUCCUUGGGUUGGGGACAACAUGCUGGUCUCCCCCAAUGACGUGGAUUCCUUUAUCAUGGCCGGAUACAGCUCCAUCCUCACACACCAAAAUACGUCCUACUUAAAAAAUUUUAAUUACCAUUCGGCAAAUGCGUUUAUCCCUUUAUACAAUAAAAAUCUGCCUAGGAAUUUAGAGCACCUGAGCACAAUGAUGUGCCUCCUCAUCAAGGCCUUUAGCUCCUACAUGGGAUGCCCAUCGAACGACUUAAUUACGGCUUGUAAAGAAGUGGAAUGUAUAUUUUUUCGGUUUAGUCCAUAG